GAAAGACAAGACUAAAGGCUGCAUUUGCACUUUACAGAUUUUGUUUCACUAAUUAAAAAUGCUGAGCUGGUCAACUUGUAUUACUUCCAUGUUUCCCAGUAAUGUUUAACCUUAAGUUAAAAAAAAAUCUGGGAGAUAAAAGUGCAUGUUAUCUGGCAAGACCAUUCCACCUCCAGCAGUUAUUAAUUUCAGAAUACAUCUGAAUUCCUUCUCCGUGUCACGUGCUUCAGUAGAGCAACAGACAGCUUUUGGUCAGUGUCAGAUUUCAAGUUCUUACCUGUUGGUACCAACAUCACUGCCAGAUUAUCUUUUGCAGUCAACUUGUGAGAUCUUCCCUGAAUACAACUUGGUGUCUGCAGAUCAAUACAAGUGCCUCUGGCCAUCAUUCUCUUCCGGGAUUCACUCUUUCCUCUUGGCAAAACAUUUGCUGCACCGAGCUUUGCUUCUGGAAACAUCUUCUCCCUGAGACCUGUUUGAAACUAAGUCUCAGGUGCCAUAGUUCCCAACAUGGACAGUCCACAGGUGAAGAGCUUUGCAGUUUGGGAUUAUGUUGUAUUUGCAGCCCUCUUUGUCAUCUCCUCUGGAAUUGGGGUGUUUUUUGCCAUUAAGGAGCGGAAAAAGGCGACUUCUAGGGAGUUCCUGGUGGGGGGAAGGCAGAUGAGCUUUGGCCCUGUGGCCUUGUCUCUGACGGCCAGCUUCAUGUCAGCUGUCACUGUCCUGGGAACCCCCUCCGAGGUCUACCGCUUUGGGGCUUCCUUCCUGAUCUUCUUCAUUACUUAUGCAUUUGUCAUCAUCUUCACAUCAGAGCUCUUUCUGCCCGUGUUCUACAGAUCAGGCAUCACCAGCACUUAUGAGUACUUACAACUACGAUUCAACAAACCAGUUCGCUAUGCAGCAACUGUCAUCUACAUUGUGCAAACGAUCCUCUAUACAGGAGUGGUGGUGUAUGCUCCUGCCCUGGCACUCAAUCAAGUGACAGGGUUUGAUCUCUGGGGCUCUGUGUUUGCAACAGGAAUUGUUUGCACAUUCUACUGUACCCUGGGAGGAUUAAAAGCAGUGGUGUGGACAGAUGCAUUUCAAAUGGUUGUCAUGAUUGUGGGCUUCUUAACCGUUCUCAUUCAAGGAUCAGCGCAUGCUGGUGGAUUACACAUUGUGUUAGAAAGAGCAAGCAAUGGAUCUCGUCUAAACAUAUUUGACUUUGAUGUAGAUCCUCUCAGGCGGCACACUUUUUGGACAAUAACAGUGGGAGGAACUUUUACAUGGCUGGGGAUCUAUGGAGUUAAUCAGUCAACCAUCCAGCGGUGCAUCUCUUGCAAAACUGAAAAGCAUGCUAAACUCGCCCUGUACUUUAACCUGCUGGGUCUCUGGAUUAUUCUGGUGUGUGCUGUCUUCUCUGGCUUGAUCAUGUACUCCCACUUCAGAGACUGUGACCCUUGGACUUCUGGCAUUAUCUCAGCGCCAGACCAGCUGAUACCAUACUUUGUCAUGGAGAUAUUUGCCACAAUGCCAGGACUGCCAGGACUGUUUGUGGCUUGUGCCUUCAGCGGGACUCUGAGCACCGUGGCUGCAAGCAUCAAUGCCUUAGCAACAGUGACCUUUGAGGAUUUUGUCAAGUGCUGUUUUCCCCAUCUCUCCGACAAGCUGAGCACCUGGAUCAGUAAAGGCUUAUGUCUCUUGUUUGGUGUGAUAUGCACCUCCAUGGCGGUGGCCGCGUCCCUCAUGGGAAGCGUUUUACAGGCGGCCCUCAGCAUCCAUGGAAUGUGUGGGGGACCAAUGCUUGGCUUGUUCUCUCUGGGAAUUCUGUUCCCUUUUGUGAACUGGAAGGGUGCACUAGGAGGUAUUCUAACUGGAAUCACCUUGUCAUUUUGGGUAGCCAUUGGCGGCUUGGUUUAUCCUGCACCAGACUCCAAGACACUUCCCUUGCCUUUGUCAACAGACCAGUGUGUCCCAUCAAAUUUUACAGCAUCAGGGUCUCAAGUGCUCUAUGGCAGACCUGCCAUAGCGGACAUGUGGUACUCACUCUCUUACCUUUACUACAGUGCAGUAGGCUGCGUAGGAUGCAUUGCUUCGGGAGUAAUCAUCAGUCUUACAACAGGUUACCAAAAUGGCAAAGACAUUCAACCACUGUUAAUUAGACCAGUAUGCAAUUUAUUUUGCUUUUGGUCUAAGAAAUACAAAACAUUGUGCUGGUGUGGAGUUCAGCAUGACAGUGGGACAGAGCAGGAAAACCUGGAGAAUGGCAGUGCCUGGAAACAGGCUGCUGAAUCUGUCUUACAGGAUGACCUUAGGCGAGAAAGCCUGGCUCCUGUUCCUGGCUGUGAUCCCAAGGACAAAAGCUACACCAAUAUGGCAUUAGAGAAAAUUACCCAUUUUUAAGGCAACACAUGCAUGCAUACACACACUCCACGUACUUCUUAACUACUGGUUAGUUGACUUGUAAGGUUGCCGCCACUGGAAGAUAGAGAACACCUCCAAUGUCUAUUUAUACUUAUUUAUAACUACAAAUAGAAUAUGAUUACUGUUACCCAGAAGAUCCCAACUUUCAGGUGAGGAAAACAGCCAGGCCGUUAAUGUCCAGGCAACUUACUUCUGAAAUAAAUUAGGACUGCAUUUCAUCAAGGUGCAAGGAAUCAGAGUCUCUUUGCUUCAGAUCACAUUGAAUUUCAGGUUUUUCUUUUUUAAACAUCAAACACCUUGGAGUUUAGAGGUAGAAAGGGGAAAGGGAAAUAUGGGGUUAAAUGCUUCUCUGUCACUGCUGAUAAACAGAGAAUUCAAUUCAACCCCCUCCCUUCCCCAAACCUCACAUAUAGGUAGCCAUACUUCAAGGUCACCCUUAUCCUGCAGCUGCAAUUAGAACAUUUAACUAUUACCCCUACCCUCCUCCACCUUUACUCCCUCUUCCAGUCAUUCCUGAUAAUAUAGCUGCCCUGACCAAGCCUUAAAAAUAAUUCUGUUGAGCACAGUAGGAGACACUGGUAUGUCUGGUGAGCAGAAGCAAUUAUAACUAAAUACUAUGCUCCCUUUUUGCUGUUGGUGCAGUAUGUCUUCUUUUCUAUCAACUUACAAUGAAAAAUUGAUUUCGGUGCUCAAAAAGAAGCCUGAAGUCUGUUUACAGAGCUGGGAAAGGGGGAAAGGAAUGGCUUUAGGUGGCUGUUAGGAAAGCAUUGUGUAAAACAACCUUGCAAGUAGCUUACCAGCCCACAGAAGACUUCACUAGCCACAGGGUCUCCUUUGGUGCAAAAUACAUGGUCCACAGGACUUAUACUCUUCUCUGCUCACCCAGUGCGAACUUGCAAGCUCAGUGUAUUCCAUCAGGCUAAGAUGACAGAAGUAAAGAUUUUACAAGUUGAAUUCUAGAGAAUAAAUUUUAAACUUCUGGAGUAAGAGGGGAUUACAAAUCAAAAAGUGAGCUGAAAGAUGAGGGGGCUG
This is a messenger RNA of Choloepus didactylus (southern two-toed sloth), 3429 nucleotides long. RefSeq names its product solute carrier family 5 member 12 (gene SLC5A12). Lineage: Eukaryota; Metazoa; Chordata; Mammalia; Pilosa; Megalonychidae. Bases 508 to 2376 code for a protein of 622 amino acids. The transcript is spliced from 15 exons. The record is from RefSeq and is a predicted model, not a curated record. Gene Ontology annotation, cellular component: membrane. Gene Ontology annotation, molecular function: symporter activity; lactate transmembrane transporter activity. Gene Ontology annotation, biological process: sodium ion transport; transmembrane transport.